This is a messenger RNA of Parasteatoda tepidariorum (common house spider), 4427 nucleotides long. RefSeq names its product ankyrin repeat and FYVE domain-containing protein 1. Gene Ontology annotation, molecular function: protein binding; metal ion binding. Lineage: Eukaryota; Metazoa; Arthropoda; Arachnida; Araneae; Theridiidae. The record is from RefSeq and is a predicted model, not a curated record.
CUCAAUUUUCCCUAACGUCAAAUGGUACUGCGUGAUUGGUGAAAUGCGUGCAUAUGUUUCUUACGUAUUAGUUGCAUGUUAUGAAAAAUGUAUCCUCCUCUUCAUUAAACUUCGAAACUAAAGAAACUUAAUUAUAAACAAGCAAAAUGAGUGAUGAGAAAUCCAAGUUAGAACGACAUUUAACUUUACUCCGUGAAGAAUAUGUUAAACUUCAAGCUAGACUAGCUGAGUCAGAAAAAAAGUUUAGUAUUGCAUCUGCUCAAAUUGGAAAUGUUACUGGAGACUCCUUUAUUGUUAGACUUCUUAAAACUGUUGCAGAACUGUUUGAUAAAGAGCUAUACAGUGACUUGACUGUGGAACUGAAUGGUCGCAGCAUUAGAGCUCACAAAUUUGUCUUAUCUGCGAGAAGCAAUAACUGGGGUGUUCCAAAUCUUGCAGAUGUUGACUCUAUUGAUUUGAAAGAUAUUCCGCAGGAUAUUGGUCUCACUUUGUUGAAAUGGGUAUAUACUGAUGAAUUGGAUUUGAACAAGCCUGAUAAUUUUUUUCUUGAUCUUAUGAGAUUUGCUAAACGCUUUGAACUACGAAGUUUAGUUGACAGAUGUGAAAAUGCUUUAUUAUCUUCUGUUAAUGUCCAUAACUGUGUCAAAUUUUACCAAGCAGCUGAUGAAAUUGAUGCAGCCACAUUGAAAAGUCAUUGCUCACAGUUAAUAUCAAAUCAUUGGAAUGAUUUUACAAGUGAAGAUUUUGCUCAUAUGAGUGAUUCCUUAUUGUAUAAAAUGUUUAAAGCUAAAACAGAAUUCAUACUACACACAGCAAUCAAGAUCCAGAGAGAAGAUGUUGUCUUCCUCUUCUUAUUGGAAUAUGAUUCUCAGCUUGCAACCAAAGUAAAUGAGUAUGAUGAGCAUGGUGACAUACCUUUGGAUCUUGCUUUAAGCACUGGCCAAGAGAGUAUAGCCAAGACUCUUAUGAGUCAUAAAGCUAAUAUCAAUCAGAUUGAUAACAGAGGAUGGACUCUCCUGCAUAAAGCUGUUGCCAGAGAAGAUGAAUUUUCUGCUAUGUUCUUGAUUCAUAAUAAGGCAUCUGUUAAUGUUACUACACCAUCUGAGAAAGCAACACCUCUCCAUUUAGUUGCCAGCUUUAAUCCUAAAAAAGCUUCUCCUCUCCUCACUCUUGGCAUGACAAGAGUAGCCUCUACACUUAUAGAAAAUGGUGCCAAUCCUAAUAUGCAAGAUAUCAAUGGAAACACCUGUCUUCAUCGCUCUAUUUCUUCACAAAAUGCUCCCAUUUUUGAACUCCUGUUGCGUCACGAACACUUAGAUCUCGAAAUAAAAAAUGCUGAAGGUCAGACAGUGCUCUGGUUUGCAUUGGAUGAGGGUAUUGGUGGUUAUGACGAUGGUAGCUUUGCUGCUAAACUUGUUAAAAGGGGUAGCUGUCUGGAUGCUAUCUGCCCUCUUAAUGGAGAUACCUUGCUACAUUUGGCUUGCCGUGCAAAUAAUGAAGAAGCUGGCAUAUUUUUAGCUGUCCAUGGAGCAAAAACAAACUUAACUAAUAAUAAGGGAGAAGCACCUCUUCAUAUAUCUUGUCACAAUGGUUUGUCUGAUUUGACAACUGUUCUUUUGCAAAAGGGAGGUAACGCUAACCUCCAAACAUUUUCACCUGAGACUGUAUCUAGUGUUCCAUUUGAAGAUGAAGAAGCUGUUUAUCAGCAGACUCCCCUGCACCUAGCCAUUUUAGGCCAGCAUGAAGAUACCAUACAGGCUCUCAUUGAUCAUAAAACCUUUUCACAAAUAAGCUGUGAAAGCAGUGUGGUUGUACCAAACUUUAACAUCAAAAACUCAAAAGGUCAAACUCCUUUGAGCCUAGCGUUAGAGCUCAACCUCUUCAAAGUUGCUCAAAAACUAUUAUCAGGUGGUGCCAGUGUUGACAUUGUCAAUGAUGACGGUUUAACUCUUCUUCACCAAGCUAUACUGAAUCAGAAUAUAGAAGCUGCCUUGUUUCUGCUUGAGAAUAGUGCAGACUUUAACAUAAAAACUAGGGAUAAUGAAAGUUCAUUGCAGCUGGCUGUGAAACGCCACCUUCCCUCUGUUGUAGAUGCAUUAUGUCGUGCUGGAGCUGAUGUCAACACAAAAGAUGAGAAUGGUGAUUGCGCUCUAUGGAUCGCUUUAGAGAGUGGGCAGGAAGACAUUGCUUCUAUACUGGUGAAACAUGGAUGUGAUACCAAUUGCUGGGGAGAAGGACCAGGUGGUUGUUAUCAAACUUUAUUACACCGUGCCUUAGAUCAAAAUAAUGAAUCAGUUGCUUGCUUUUUAAUAAGGAGUGGCUGUGACAUGGACAGCCCCCGUAGGCCGAGUCCUGAAGGUCGAGGAGAAGAAGAAGCAUUUGAUGGACAAAGUGCAUUGCACUUAGCAGCUGCCUGGAGUCUUGAGGAAAUUGUACAAACACUCAUAGAACAUGGUGCAGAUGUAAACCUUCAGGAUUCAGAAAUGAAAACUCCACUCCAUACUGCCAUUUCUAAUCAAAACCCUGUGAUAAUCAGUUUGCUUUUAUCUUGUCCGACUAUCGAUUUGAGUUUGAGGGACAGACAUAAUUGCACUCCAUUUGCUGCUGCAAUGACAGUUCGAAACAAUAAAGCGGCAGAAUCCAUACUUGCAAGAGAACCUAAAGCUGCAGAACAGUAUGACAACAGAGGAAGGAAUUUCUUGCACAUCGCUAUUCAAAAGAAAGACAUUGAAAGUGUUCUCUUUUUACUAAGUAUUCAUGUCAACAUACAUUCGAGGGUUCAAGAUUCAUCACAGGCCACGCCUUUGCAUUUAGCAGUUGAAGUUGGAUCUGAGAUUAUUCUCAGAAAUCUGUUGCUUGCCGGUGCUCAAGUAAAUGAUUUAACACCACAGAAACAAACAGCCCUUCACAUUGCUGCUCUUCAUGAUAACAGUAACCUCUGUUCCAUAUUAAUAGAAAAUGGUAUUGAUUUUGAUGCUCUUGAUAACAAUCAAAACAAUGCUCUUCAUGUUGCAUGUCAAAGAGGUAAUUUGGCUUCCUGCCGUAUCCUUUUAACUGAAUCUCAUGUUAAUGCUGAAGCUGUCAAUUUAAGAGGACAGAAUCCCCUUCAUGUGCUGGCUCAAUAUGGCAAAGAAAAUGCUGCAGCAAUCUUUGAUCUUUUUCUUGAAUGUAUGCCUAAUUACCCCAUUGACAAGCCAGAUGCUGAGGGCAAUUCACCUCUUCUUCUUGCAUAUAUGAAUGGUAAUGGAAAUUUGUGCCGAGCUCUAGUGCGUUCAGGGGCAUGCCUUGGUAGUUGUAAUCGUCAAGGUGUAAAUAUUUUCAAUAACCAAGUUGCCACAAAGCAAUUACUUUAUAGGCUUUUGGAUUAUCUACCAAAAGAACCACCUUGGUGUGAACUAGAAAAUUGUAUGGAGUGUUCAUCGAAAUUUGGAAUCAAAACUCGUAAACAUCAUUGUCGCCAUUGCGGUCGUGUUUUAUGUGGAAAAUGCUCAGAUAAAGAUGUUCCCAUAUUGAAAUUUGGACUUAACAAGCCUGUUAGAGUGUGUGAACUUUGUUUUGAUGUUUUGACUGUUGGUGCCAUUUAAUUUACCCUUAUUGGUUGUGCUAGUCUGUGUUAGUAUACUUAAAUGUUUCUGUUUUAGUUGUAGAUUUUAUAUUAAUGUUUAAAAAUGUUCCUGUUGAAAAAAAGAUAUUUUAAUAAGUCUUAUUUCUCUAGUGAUUUAUAAUAUUCCAAAUAUAAAAUGUUCCAUAUAAAUCUUUAUCAUCCUUGCUUACAAAUUUCUGACGGAACAUGUGCAAAGAGUUUUUUUAUAUCAUAAAUAUAUGUUUCUCUUUCCCCCUUUUUUUAAAAAAAAUAAGACAUACAGUUUUUAAAACACAGCAUGCAACGCUUUUGAAAAAUGUAUAUAAAUAUUCAGCAGGCAUCGAGAUUUAGAUUUGUUCCAAUUAUAAGUAAAAUUCUACCUUUAAGUAUUACCACACUUGAUAGAAUAUUGAAACCUUUAACAACAUCUGCCAGUGUUGUUAUAAAAAGCAAUCAAGUCAUACACUGUAAAAAAUGCAACCAUUACAUUUAAAUUUACUUGAGUACCUUAUUUUACCAAAUUUAGUAACAUUCCCAGAAUCGUAUGAGUAUAAUGUAUUGUCUUUUUUACUAUGAAGCAUAUAUUUAUAUGUUGUAACAGUUAACUAUUUUUAUUUUUUGCUACAUCAUGAACUGUUGGUAUUGACGUAAUAAAAAAUAAUUGCCAAAUAGAUAGAAUCUGAUUUUUUCUAAAAUGAUAUUAACUGGAACAUCUUUUCCUACAAUUUUGAUAGUCACUUUAUUGCACAUGAGAAUUAUAAAAUAGCUUCAGUUGUUAAAAGCUUUGUCAUAUUGUAGAAAAAAAUUGAAUGAAGUUAUAAUAAAUAUUUCAAGCUUUUAUUCA